Molecule: messenger RNA, 1191 nt
Organism: Pogona vitticeps (central bearded dragon)
Lineage: Eukaryota; Metazoa; Chordata; Lepidosauria; Squamata; Agamidae
Source: RefSeq, a predicted model, not a curated record
AUGGAGUUGCUCAAUGAAACCACAGUGCACGAAUUUGUUCUGCUUGGCUUCAGAAUGCGUCCACACGGACGAUUCCUGCUUCUCAUCUUUUUUACGACUCUCUAUGUGCUCACCUUGGCCGAGAACAUCACCAUCAUCACACUGGUGUUCCUAGAUGGUCACUUGUCCCAGCUUCCCAUGUACAUCCUACUGAGGAACUUCUCCUGGCUGGAGAUGUGCUAUGUGACCACCACUGUACCUCGGAUGCUCCUUGAUCUGGCUUUUUCUCAUGGGACCAUCUCCUUCCAUGCCUGCUUUGUUCAAUUCUACAUCUUCGUCUCUCUUGGCAGCACUGAAUGCUUUUUCCUAUCAACCAUGGCUUUGGACCGAUAUUUAGCUAUUUGUCACCCACUGCGUUACCCCCAAAUAAUGUCCCCCAAUUCCUGCCAUGUUAUGGUCAUUGCUUGUUGGGUUAUUGGCUUCCUCUGGUACCCCAUACCUGUGAUUUUGAUCUCCAAGUUGUCCUUCUGUGGGCCUAAUGUCAUUGAUCAUUUUUUCUGUGAUCCUGGCCCAAUUCUCUCCCUGGCUUGUCCUCCACUUGGAAAUGUGCCCUUUAUCUGUCAGGUUUUCAUGAAUGUUUUAGUUUUAGGCCAUAUCUCCUUCAUCGUCCUCUCCUAUGGCAUUGUGAUCCUCCAUCUGAUAAAAAGAUCCAGCCAAGGCAGUCAUAGGAAGGCCUUUUCUACCAUAUCAUUCCAUAUAACAGUGGUGGUAUUUUUCUAUGGCUCAAUUGCAGCAAUGUACUUAAUUCCAAAAGGGGAAAGGCAUUCUGGGGUCAAUAAGGCAGUAACACUCUUCUACACUGCUGUUACACCCUUUGUCAACCCUUUGAUCUAUUGUCUGAGGAAUCAGCAAGUGAAGGAAGCACUCAUCAGGUUGUUGAAGAGUAAGGAGAGUUGGUAUAUCAGCAUCCUUCCUGUGAUCCCGGUCACACUGUACUUGGACCCCCAAGAGGCCCUGGAGGCACGCCACCCCCAUGAUGCAAGCCGCUACCACACUUUCUUCUCACCGAGCGGCAGGAAAGCGGAGAAGACGGAUCCGUCGGCUGAGGGUCUUCCCAAAGCGCAGGGGCAUCGAGAUGUCACCCUCUACAAGUACGAGAGAGAGAGCCAGGCGUUGCACGGGACGGGGAGGUUUUAUGUAUUGAUUGAUUGA